CAACCGCCGUAUCUAUGGCCGCCAACGGCCAGCCGGCGGCGGCGGUCGCCACCAUCGACGACCUCCCUGAAAACCUGCUGCUCGAUAUCUUCCUCCGCCUUCCCUCCCUCUCGGACCUCGUCCGCGCCGCCUGCACCUGCCUGGCCUGGCGCAACCUGGUGACCAACUUCCCCCCCUUCCGCCGUCAAUUCAUCGACCUCCACCCGGCGCCCCUCCUCGGCCUCUUCUUCCACACGCCGUUUCAGGCUGUCCCCGGCAUCCCCGCCUUCGCCCCCGCCCGCCGGAAUGAUCCGGAGCUCGUGGCCGCCAUCUUGAGCGGUGACUUUUUCCUCACCAGCCUCCAGGCGCGCGACGGCCCGGAAGCUAACUGGAGCUUCCUCGACGCCUGUGGCGGCUACCUUCUCCUCAUCAAAGAGGAUGAGGUAUUGCUCCUGUUGCUAAACCCCUUGGCACGGUGGUGCGAGCGGUUCUUUGAUCUGAGUGACUCCCGCAUCUUCGAGGACGACGACUACGACCGCGAAGGCGAUCGUCAACUCCUUUACGCCGGCCUGAUCUGCGAUGACGAAAACCCCGCGAGCUUUGGCAUCUUCUGUCUUGCUGCCCAUGGAGAGUUCAGGUUGCGGGCUGCGGUCUUCUUCUCAUUCUUGGGAAUGGGCGGCGAUUGGUUCCUCUCCCCAUGGUUGGAUGUCCCGCACCAUCCCAACCCCCACCCGGAAGGUGACGAAGAUGACGAAGAUGACGAUGGUGACGAAGGUGAUCUUGUGCUUGAGAGCGGCAUGCGAGUGGGUAAUUUCAUCUACUGGCUUUAUCAGAAUCGUGCGUAUGUGGUUGUCUUGGACCCCGACCCAAACAACCCGCGAUUGUUUGUUGAGAUGAUCCCCCCUCUUCUAAAUCUGGAAGGUUUUCGCAGCUCGAUCCUUGGCCAAAUUAACGGCGAUAAGAUGUGCAUUGCUUAUUCAAAUGGAUUCAACAUCGGUUUCAUGCUGCGUCAAGAAGAUGGCCUUGAUGCUGGGGCAUGGGCUAACAGCAGGGUAUUCAACCUGACUGAUCAAGUUCGACGGAAGCUUGGGUACUUACCCCAGAAUGGGCUGAAAAUUGCGGCAAUGCGGGGUAGCAUAGUGUACUUCACAACAUCACAGAUGUUCCAUCCGCUCGACGCCACUUGUUGGUUCGCUUGUCUGUGCUUGGAAAGUCGCAGGCUGGAGUGGUUGUUUCCGAGGACGUAUAAUGGUCUCUUCCAACCAUACCACCAUUCAUCGUGGAGUACUUUUCUGUUACCAGAGAAUGAAAGAUUUUAUCCCUUCAUAUGAGGAAUGAUGACAACCAGAGAAGGAUAUUCUGUGAAAAGCAUUGCCUUGUUCUCCUACUGAAUCAAAACAUCCAGCUACCAUCCAGAACUGAUCUCUUCUUUGGACCUGCAUCACGCUGAAGGUCCUGACAAAGUUCCUUGAUAUUCAGGAUUCAAUGGCUAGUCAAUCCUGCAUUUUGAUCGUUUAUGGUAAUUGUUGUUGUCUGCUGUUACCAAACUUACCAUUUACAUUGUGGGUGAAUUACUUCAUCUGUUCCUUGACAUUCAGGAUUCAGUGAUAACUCAAUCAUGUGUAUUUUGAUCGUUUA
This is a messenger RNA of Triticum dicoccoides, 1617 nucleotides long. RefSeq lists its product as uncharacterized. Bases 15 to 1310 code for a protein of 431 amino acids. Lineage: Eukaryota; Viridiplantae; Streptophyta; Magnoliopsida; Poales; Poaceae. The transcript has a single exon. The record is from RefSeq and is a predicted model, not a curated record. Gene Ontology annotation, molecular function: protein binding.